AUGAAAGCUAUGCGGGCUUUAUUUGUUGCGGAAAAAAAUGAUGCAGCGAAGAAUAUUGCUUCUAUAUUAUCUCAUGGAAAAUUAAGUCGGCGUGAUUCAAGAAGUAAAUGGAAUAAAAUUUACCAAUUUCAAGCUGAUGUAUUAAACACUCCAAAUUGUUUUGUAAUAAUGACAUCUGUGUCCGGGCAUCUUUUGCAAUAUAGAUUUCCUGAUUCGCACCGUUCUUGGCAGGAAACGCCUAUACAUUCUCUUUUCGAUGCACCUCUAUAUAAGGAUGUUAUACCUGGAAUGGAAGAUAUUAAGCGAACUCUUAUCGAAGAAGUUCGCGAUUCAGAUGUUCUUGUGAUUUGGACGGAUUGUGAUCGUGAAGGUGAAGAUAUUGGUGCGGAAAUAGUUAAUAUAUGCAAUGUUGUAAAACCAAAGUUGGAUGUCUUUCGUGCGAAAUUUUCUGAGAUAACGCAGAUUGCAAUUUGGCAUGCAGUCAAGAAUUUAACCAAAUUAGACCAACAUGUUAUUGAUGCCGUUGAAUGCAGAUCAGAGCUAGAUUUACGGAUUGGUGCGGCAUUUACUCGUCUUCAGACUCUCCAUCUAAGAAAUGUAUUUGCGAAUAUCUUUCAUGAUCAUAAAGAUGUGAUUAGUUAUGGUUCUUGCCAAUUUCCGACGUUGGGCUUCGUUGUGGAAAGAUAUAAAACUAUUCAGGAAUUUAUCUCUGAAAAAUUUUGGAGAUUGGUUGUCAAACAUGUACGGAACGGUGUUGAUGUAGAAUUCAACUGGGAAAGACAAAGGGUAUUUGAUCACGAUGUUGUACAGGCUUUACUUGAUGAUUGUACAGAUGCAGGUCGAGCUUCUGUUGUUUCAGUUAUAUGCAAACCAAAAAGUAAAUGGCGGCCUGUUGCAUUGGAUACUAUUGAAUUAGAAAAAAUUGCCGUUCGGAAAUUGAAACUGAAUGCGAAAAACGCAAUGUCUAUUGCAGAGAAGUUGUAUAGUCAAGGAUUUAUUUCUUAUCCACGAACGGAAACGAAUAAAUAUCCAGCAAACUUCGAUUUGCGUCCACUUGUUCAGUCGCAAGUAGCAAAUAGUGAUUGGGGUGAUUUUGCCCAAGCAAUUUUGGCGAAAGGUCCUAAUCCAAAAAAUGGCACAAAAUCAGAUGAUGCUCAUCCGCCUAUCCAUCCUUUGAAAUUUGCUUCUACUGACAAUCUUGUCGGUCUGGACUGGGCGCUUUAUGAGUUAAUUGUUAGGCAUUUUCUCGCUUGCGUUUCUUGGGAUGCAACAGGCAACGAAACCAAAGUUCAAAUACGAAUUGGUGAUGAAAAUUUUGUUGCAACUGGUUUAAUAGUUGACGAUCUUGGUUAUCUGAAAAUUUAUAAAUAUGAAAAUUGGGGCGAUAAAUUAUUACCCCAGUAUCAGCAAAAUGAAAUAUUGAAUGAUUAUCAGAUCUCUAUUAAUGAAGGGCAAACUCAGCCUCCUUCAUUAUUAACUGAAGCCGAUCUCAUCGCAUUGAUGUAUAAAUAUGGUAUCGGAACUGAUGCAACUCACGCGGAACAUAUUGAGACGAUAAAAUCACGGCAGUAUGUUAUUAUAGAUAAAAAUGGUCGCUUUUUGCCGGGUUAUUUAGGUUUAUCGCUUGUUGAUGGCUACGACAGAAUGGGUUACGCAAUGAGUAAACCGCAUAUGCGCGCAGAUCUUGAAUCAAAUUUGAAGCUCAUAUGUGAAGGGAAAAAAAGUAAAGACGAAGUAUUACGUGAACAACUAGCGAAAUAUAAACGUAUAUUUGAACAGUCAGAGAUAAAAGUAAAAUUACUAUCAGAUACUUUUCGAGAAUAUUUGAAUAAACAGCAAGAAAAUCAAAAUAAUGAAUUAAAUGAUGAACAGAAGCGCUCCACUCCCAACACAGAACGACGAAAAAAGAAAGGAGCAGGUGAUGCAAUGUCAACUACUGGGAGAAAAAAUCGAGGAACUGGACGACAAAUUCGAAAUCAUCGUGAACGAUCUUCCGAAGUAGCUACAACCAAUUUAAAUGAUGUAGAACUUCUUGAAAGUAAUUUUCAUUUUUUUUUCUUUUGCUUUUUACCACUGUGCUUUCUGUGCUCUUUGUUUCAGGGUCCAAAUCAUGGUCGUUAUUUUUGGACUUGUCGAAAGAACAGGAAUGAUCCCGCAAAAUGCAACUUUUUCGAAUGGGAACCACGAUAA
Dracunculus medinensis (Guinea worm) is the source of this 2190-nucleotide messenger RNA. NCBI's taxonomy places the organism in Eukaryota, Metazoa, Nematoda, Chromadorea, Rhabditida, Dracunculidae. The record is from the annotation of a GenBank genome assembly.